This is a messenger RNA of Acanthosepion pharaonis, 1545 nucleotides long. Lineage: Eukaryota; Metazoa; Mollusca; Cephalopoda; Sepiida; Sepiidae. The record is from the annotation of a GenBank genome assembly.
AUGCCACCUAAAAGGAGGAAACUUUGGGAACGGCGCCCUGAACAUACUUCUUUGCGUCUUUCACGGAUGGCCUCGAGCUCAGCUGCUCGCUUAUCUACAGAAAGCGCCGCUGCGCGGACUGAAAGGUUGGCUUCAGCGGCUUCAACCAUGUCCGCAGUUGAAGAACGUUCACUUCAGAAUUCACAAGACGCAGUCCACGUGGCUAGGUUGAGGGAUUCACAGUCCCCAGCACAGAAAACCCUUCGUCAUUUGCGGGAAGCCACCGCCAAAGCUUGCUCCAGGGGUUUACAAAGCCCCGAACAAACAACUUCACGUCGUCUUAGGAAUACUAGGGCUACAGCCGCCUCUAGAGCUUCGGAACAACCCCAAGAAACCACUCAUCGUCGCUUUAGAAAUGCCCUAUCCACCGCGUCUGCCAGAGCCUUAGAAAGCCUUGCACAGACCACUGUUCCUCGCGUUAGAAAUGCCCGCUCCACUAGAUCUGUUAGAGCCCUAGAAAUCCCUUCACAGACCACUGUUCGUCGCGUUAGAAAUGCCCGCUCUACUGCAUCUGCUAGAGACCUAGAAAGCCCUGCACAAACCACUGUUCAUCGCGUUAGAAAUGCCCGCUCUACUGCGUCUGCCAGGGCUGCAGAAAACUCUGAACCGCUUAGGGACCUCCUUCUGGGUACAACUUUGGAGUCAACGCAUUUUCUUGAAGCAAUACGGAAGUACAACUGUUGCUUCCAGAUGACGUCUUUUGGUGCGAAGGCUAUCAGUGAGGGGGGAUGGAUGCCUACUUUCAAAGUGCAAGGCCAGGUUUACCACUUAAUGGGAUCACUUUUGGCUGAUCAGAGAGAGCCACCUCAGUUCCUACAAAUUUACUUUCUCGCUGACUACAACGAGCAGGUUGAUGCGCGUCUCGGCAUUCUGCCUAGCGAUAUUUCCGUCGGUCCCCGUAGAGACAUUCUGUUCCUUCUACAAGACAUGCUUCACGAAACUAACAGUUACAUCCGAAGCUUAAAGUUUGCGUUGCAAAACAACUCUUCGCCCUCUUUCAGCGUUGUCAUCGAUGCAGACAGACGGCCUCAUGGUGAGCAUAAGCGUCGCUUCAAUGCUCCUGUAUGUAAUGAAGUCGUCGCAGUCAUUCACGGUACCGGGGCGGUGGUCUGCGCCGCAUCAGUGAAACCCAACGUUCAUACGACUGUCUCCUGUACUCCCUUCUUUUUCCAUACGGAAGCGAUGGACUCCUACAUUCACCUUCGUGAUGGUCUGCCUUCUGAUGUUGACCCACGCAAUCUCGGCAAACUGUGCAUUUUGCCUUCCUGUUACACUGGUGGCCCUCGAUACAUGCAUGAAAGGACACCAGACGCAAUGACUUAUGUCCGUCAUUACGGGAGGCCUGAUUUGUUCGUCACGUUCACGUGCAAUCCGAAAUGGGUUGAAAUCACACGCGAACUUUUUCCAGGUCAGCAGUACUCACACCGCCCUGACUUAAUUGCUCGCGUUUUUCGGUUACAGCUGUGUAAGCUUAUGGAUUUAAUCCUUAAAGGGCAAGUCUUCUGA